This is a messenger RNA of Cariama cristata (Red-legged seriema), 1389 nucleotides long. Its product is annotated as protocadherin beta-1-like. Gene Ontology annotation, biological process: homophilic cell-cell adhesion. The record is from RefSeq and is a predicted model, not a curated record. Gene Ontology annotation, cellular component: plasma membrane. Lineage: Eukaryota; Metazoa; Chordata; Aves; Cariamiformes; Cariamidae. Gene Ontology annotation, molecular function: calcium ion binding.
AUGAAGCUGAGGAAGAGAGAGGAAUCGCUCCCAGGGCGAGCGGUGGCUCUGCUUCUGCUCCUCUGCGUGGCGGGGAUGAGAGCAGAAACCACCCGGUAUUCUGUGCCCGAAGAGGCGGAGAGAGGCUCCUUUGUGGGGAAUAUCGCUAAGGAUUUGGGACUGACCGCUGAGGAAUUAGCGGAAAAAAAACUCGUUCUUGAAGGAGAACAGCAGUAUUUACAGCCGAACCAACACACCGGGGAUUUGGUGGUGCGAGAGGAGAUGGACCGGGAGGAGCUGUGCGGGCAGAGCGAGCCCUGCCUGCUGCCUUUCGAGGUGCUGCUGGAGAGCCCACUGCGGUCCUUCCGAGCUGAGGUAAGCCUCACCGACAUAAAUGAUCAUGCUCCCGUGUUCUUAAACAAAGAGAUCGUUUUAAAGAUCCCGGAAACUGCAAUGCCGGCGGCUCGGUUUUUGUUGGAAAGCGCUCAGGAUCCAGAUGUGGGGAACAAUAGCCUUCAGCAUUACAGUAUCAGUUCGAAUGACUAUUUCCAUAUCUACACUCGGAGGCGGAGUGAUGGCAGGAGGUACGCUGAGCUGGUGUUGGACCGAGCCCUGGACCGGGAGCAGCAGGCAGAAGUGGCUUUAAGUGUCACGGCUGUGGAUGGUGGGUCCCCACUGCUCUGUGGUACAGCCCUAAUCCGAGUAGUAGUCCUGGAUAUAAACGACAACAUCCCGGUAUUUACCCGUAGUCUGUAUAAAGCCCGAGUAUUAGAAAAUAGCGACGAGGACACCGCAGUGGUGGUGAUGUCUGCAAGCGAUUUAGACUCAGGAACGAACGGGGAAAUAGCCUAUUCCAUAGUUCCAAAUUCAGAGGAAAAUCUCCAGACCUUUAAAGUAAAUCCAGAGACAGGGCAGACACUCAAAAAAACGGUGGAUUAUGAAGAAAGAAAGACCUACGAGAGAGACGUCCAGGCCACAGACGGAGGGGGCCUGUCCACGCACUGCAAGGUGGAGGUGCAAGUGGAGGACGUGAACGACAACACCCCUGAGGUGAUCAUCACCUCCCUCACCAGCACCCUCUCGGAAGCCGCCCCGCCGAACACCGUGGUAGCCCUUUUCAACGUGCGGGACCGGGACUCGGGGGACAAUGGCAGGACGAGCUGCGAGCUACCGGGGGAGCAGCCCUUCAGCAUCACGCAGCUGGCGACCGACGCGUACGCGCUGGUGACAUCGGAGGCCCUGGACCGGGAGCGGGUGGCGGAGUACAACGUGACGGUGCGGGCUUGCGACGAGGGCUCCCCCGCGCUCUCGACAUCCAAGACGCUGCUGGUGUGGCUCUUGGACGUGAACGACAACGCGCCCACUUUCAACCAGGCCGUUUAUACCAUGGUGGUGAGCGAAAACGAGCCC